Molecule: messenger RNA, 3211 nt
Organism: Neogale vison (American mink)
Lineage: Eukaryota; Metazoa; Chordata; Mammalia; Carnivora; Mustelidae
Gene: ERI1
Product: exoribonuclease 1
Exons: 7
Coding region: 143-1192 (349 amino acids)
Biological process (GO): exonucleolytic trimming to generate mature 3'-end of 5.8S rRNA from tricistronic rRNA transcript (SSU-rRNA, 5.8S rRNA, LSU-rRNA)
Cellular component (GO): nucleolus; cytoplasm
Molecular function (GO): 3'-5'-RNA exonuclease activity; nucleic acid binding
Source: RefSeq, a predicted model, not a curated record
UCGAGUUUGUGUGGCCGCCGCCGCGGGAACGCGAGCCCGGUAAUUUUUCAACGGAGAAAGGCGAGGCUUUCGGGCUUGGCCGAGUGAGAGUGAGUGAGCGACUGUCGGGCUCCAGCCCCUCUCUUUUUACGUGACAGCCGACAUGGAGUAUGAGCGGAGCAAACAGCCUAGCAGCGAGGCCGUGGCUCCCGCGCGGCUGGAGUCGCCGGGGUCGGAGUGUGGGGAGGAGCCGCAGCAUCCGAAUCCCGAGAAAAAGCAACGAUGUAGAUUCGAUGGCCAAGAAACAAAAGAGUCUAUGUUCAUUACCUCCAGUGCAAGUGAUUUCAGUGACCCAGUUUACAAAGAGAUUGCUAUUACAAAUGGAUGCAUUAAUAGAAUGAGUAAGGAAGAACUCAGAGCUAAACUUUCAGAAUUCAAGCUUGAAACCAGAGGAGUAAAGGAUGUGCUAAAGAAAAGGCUGAAAAACUAUUACAAGAAGCAGAAGCUCAUGUUGAAAGAGGGCAGUUGUGUUGACAGCUACUACGACUACAUUUGUAUCAUUGAUUUCGAAGCCACUUGUGAAGAGGGCAACCCACCUGAAUUUAUACAUGAAAUAAUUGAAUUUCCUGUGGUUUUACUGAAUACCCAUACCUUAGAAAUAGAAGAUACAUUCCAGCAGUAUGUGAGACCAGAGAUUAACACACAACUUUCUGAUUUCUGCAUCAACCUAACUGGAAUUACUCAGGAUCAGGUAGACAGAGCUGAUACCUUCCCUCAGGUACUAAAAAAAGUAAUUGACUGGAUGAAAUUGAAGGAAUUAGGAACAAAGUAUAAAUAUUGCAUAUUGACAGAUGGUUCGUGGGAUAUGAGUAAGUUCCUGAACAUUCAGUGCCGGCUAAGCAGGCUCAAAUAUCCUCCUUUUGCUAAAAAGUGGAUCAAUAUUCGAAAGUCAUAUGGAAACUUUUACAAGGUUCCUAGAAGCCAAACCAAAUUGACAAUAAUGCUUGAAAAGCUAGGAAUGGAUUAUGAUGGGCGGCCUCACAGUGGUCUUGACGACUCUAAGAACAUUGCCCGAAUAGCAGUUCGAAUGCUUCAAGAUGGAUGUGAACUCCGAAUUAAUGAGAAAAUGCACGCAGGACAGCUAAUGAGUGUGUCUUCUUCUUUACCAAUAGAGGGCACUCCAGCUCCACAAAUGCCGCAUUCUAGAAAAUAACAGCAUUUUUGCCCUUUGCCCACAGAUCCUUCACUCUAACUGGAGUUGCUACAAAGAGGUAGCAGGUGAAUACUCAUUGAAUUAGUCCUGUGGUGCAAUAUUUAAGCACCUUAAACAUUUACAGUCUUACUACAGUUAUAUAUAAAUGUGUGUGAACAGAUUCUGUGGGGAGGGCAUAUUGAAUUUUUUGUCACCAGCACUUUUGAUAUGAGCAGUAUUUGUUACACAGUAACAGUUCCUGCUUAGAAUUGACUUUUUUAAUUUAAGGUGUCCAAGACGUGUUCCUUUUGGUUUUAAAAUGCAAAGGCUUACUGGCGCUCUCCUUGAAUGUAAUAUCUUACUGAUGUUAAGAUAUAUAAUGUAUUUCUACAUUAACAUCAUUAGAUCGAGUCAUUUCUUACAGUGCAGGAAAGAUUGGAAAGCCUUAUCUAGGCUUUGGGUUUUAAGACUAUCACAGUCCUUUUGACUUUUGAAUUCUGUAUGUGAAGUUCAGCUGUGCAUAGUGAAUUUCAUAAAGUACUUGGUACACAUAUCUGCCUACAUUUCUUUUCAAUUUGUAGUUGGAAGACUUGUGGUAGAUUAUAGGGUCCUGUUAAGAAGUCAAUUACUGAUGAGGCUAAUGGAAAGUCAGAAGAAAAUACCAUUUAAAGGAAUAUAAGGGCUGUAGCUCAGACUUUAUCAUACAUAAACAUAUCACUGGGGUUCUUUGGACUUUAUUUUUUGAUUCCCCUCCUUCUUGUGACAUACAUCUACCCUAAUUCUUAAAUCUAAGAGACCGUGCUUUGAUAUAGACUAAGAAUAGGGUCGCCACUUAAUUUUGCAUUUGUAUUCAACAUUAUGAGUAAGGUUAAUAAAGUCAAAUAAUGCUUUUAAAUAUCUAAUGUUUUUAUUAAAGGUUGAUUUUACAUAGUGAGUGACCACUAAAUCUUGAUAGUUAAUUCUUAACUAAUUUUAAAAACAUAAGUGGGUUUAUGGAGUUGAAAAAGCAAAACUCUUAUCUAGAUGCUAAAAACAUUUUCUGAAUUGAAUUUCCCCCUAUAGCUUUCAUGAACAAUUUGCCUCUUCUCUUUUCCUUUCUAUUAGUAGUUGUGAUGCUACUUUAUUUUAAUGAUUUACAUAUUAACUAAAUGACUUUUAUAGAGGCUUCCAACCCUGGUGCAUAGGAAAAAAGGAGGCAUUUUUCUUGGUUUGGGAAUUCUCUCCCCAGUGCUGUAAAAAGAAUGAAUUUUGCCUUUGAGCGGUAGUUGUAGAAUAAGAAUAAAGACUAACAAGUGGAUAACAGAAGGCACAAGGGAUGUGAUGCCCUUACACAAACUGAUAUGGAUUAUAGUAAAACAAGGAGAUCUAGAUGUUUUAUAUUUAUGCAGUAAACUUUGGGGGUGAAAUGGAUGUAUGCUGAGAUUUUUGUGAAUCCUAAAUAGCACCAUAAAAUAUACUGUAAAGUAUUGCUGUUAAGUUUCAGGGAAUUUCCUUCAAAUCCUUACUGAGUUGCUGGGCUCAGGCAGAGCUGUAGAGAACAGCAAAUCACUGUUGAGAUGUGGAUGCCAGGAAGUCCACUGGCACUCUUUUUAGGCGAUUUUUUUCCACGUAGCCACCUUAACCUUAGAAAUCAAAUUCAUGCCCCAGCAAAACCAUUAAUUAUCUCUUGCCAGCUUCUGUAGUUGCUACUUAACAGCUGAAAUUGCAGUUGAGAAAUCUGAAAAUGGCAAGGAAAUAUUGCUUCUCGAGUAACAACACAUAAUCAGACUUAAAUCAGACUUCUAAUUUCUGCACCAGUUUGUCCUUUUUAUGAAAUAACCCAAGUACCUAAGUCCUACUGUAUUUCUUUUUAAGAUCUUCAGCCUUACAAGCUGUCAACGUCCUUUUGGCUGUCAGGUAUUUCAUUUGGUGAUGUUUUACUGUUCUCUAUUUUUAAAAAACUACCGAGGAAUAAUUGACAAAUGUAAGUGUACAUAUUUAAAUUGUUUAAAGUGUAAAUGUGAUGAUUUGAAGUACAUUGUGGAAUGAUUAUCAAAAUCA